UCCGCGCUCGUCCCUCCCCUCGCCCGGCAGGCGGCUUCCCGUUAGACUGGACCCGCCGAAGAGCUGACGUCCAUUUGGCCCCCGGAGGCGGCGCCAAGCCCUCUCGUCCUGGGCAGUGUUGAGGGCUUGGUUCUUAGAAUCAGUGUCCCGAAGCCGUCCUGAGCUUUAAACCGGAGCCCUUUUUGGCUGUUUGAAUCUCCUGUGCUCUCCGGGUGCGGCUCAAACCUAGUGCGACCUUCAGUAGUUUCCUCUGCCCAUCCCACUCCUUGGGGGAAGUGAGGGUCAUUUAUGUUUGCUGCCUGAUGCAUCCCCACAAUAGCUAUGGAGAACAGCUGAAGAAGUCCAAAGGAGAGAGUCUGAGCAGUAGUAGUACCUUCCAUCCUGCAAAGUUCUUCCUUCUCACUGGAAGAGUCUCCACCCCCAGGAAGCUUCCUGUGGAAUCAAUCCAGAUUGUAUUAGAGGAACUGAGGAAGAAAGGGAACCUCGAGUGGUUGGAUAAGAACAAGUCUAGCUUCCUGAUCAUGUGGCGGAGGCCAGAAGAAUGGGGGAAACUCAUUUAUCAGUGGGUUUCCAGGAGUGGUCAGAACAACUCCGUGUUCACCCUGUAUGAACUGACCAGCGGGGAGGACACAGAGGGUGAAGAGUUCCACGGGCUGGAUGAGGCAACCCUCCUGCGGGCUCUGCAGGCCCUGCAGCAGGAGCACAAGGCUGAGAUCAUCACCCUGAGUGACAGCCGAGGUGUCAAGUUCUUCUAGCAGAGCCUGUUGCCUUGGCGUCUCUCCUCCAGCCCUCCCAGACUGUGUCUGUGACCCAUGGGGCUCCAGGCUGACAGCUGGACACAGGGAUGGGGUCCCGUGCUCUACUGUCUGCCCUUGGGGGCAGGAGCCCAGGAUGCAGGGCGAAGAGACAUGCUCCUUGUGCCCGCCCUCCAGCCCACACGGCCUUGGGCCCAGGUCUGCGAACCCGUGUGGCCCUCGGUGUCUGCGCAGCCUGUGCCUCCCUCCCUGCCUGUCCCAGGCUGGUGCUGGGGCCUCUGAGGGCCAGGUAGCCCUGGCUGCUGGCGCCUUCCACGGCCCCU
Molecule: messenger RNA, 1078 nt
Organism: Fukomys damarensis (Damara mole-rat)
Lineage: Eukaryota; Metazoa; Chordata; Mammalia; Rodentia; Bathyergidae
Gene: Vps25
Product: vacuolar protein sorting 25 homolog
Exons: 5
Coding region: 303-755 (150 amino acids)
Biological process (GO): protein transport to vacuole involved in ubiquitin-dependent protein catabolic process via the multivesicular body sorting pathway
Cellular component (GO): ESCRT II complex
Molecular function (GO): structural molecule activity; protein homodimerization activity
Source: RefSeq, a predicted model, not a curated record